GCCGCGUUAGUUGGUAUAUCAAAACCGCAAACCGUCCUUUUUGUUGUAUUGUGCGUUGUUUUCUGCGACGGAGGCAAGAUUUUUAAACAAUUAGCAUCCAGUGUGCUACGACAUAAGCGCCUAUUGCGUAUACGUAAAAGGCCCAUCGAAGGAGCGACCGAAGAAUACGCCAUUAAGCGUAUUGUGUUCCAAGGAGAAUUGCGUAUACGAAAAGGCCCGCGGAGGGACCUACAGAAACAGACCCCGUUCAGCUUUCUGCGAGAGAUUCGCGUUUAAAACGUUAAAAUGAUGAACGAGGCGGCGCUUGCAAACAUGAUACCCUAUGACACCAUUGGAUUAUACGAACAGCCCAAGCCGCGCUUCAUAUUCAAAAUGCCCCGUGUGGUGCCCGACCAGAAAUCCAAGUUCGAGAGCGAUGAGCUCUUCCGGCGACUCAGCCGUGAAAGCGAGGUACGAUAUACGGGCUACCGGGAGCGCAGCAUCGAGGAACGGCAGGUGCGCUUCAUGAACGGAUGCCGCGAGGGUCACACGGAGGCCAGUUUCGUGGCUUCGGGAACCAAUCUGCAGCUGGUGUUUAACGCCAACCAGAAUCCGUACCUACACGACAAGGAAUGCGACUUUGACAAGGAGCACGGCAAGGUGCACAUCAAAUCCUACUUUAUUAUGAACGGGGUGUGCGUCCGCUUUCGUGGCUGGAUGGAUCUGGAGCGGCUGGACGGUGUGGGUUGUCUGGAAUACGACGAACGACGGGCGAUGCACGAGGAUGCUAUUCUUAGGGAUCAGAUCGAUCGCUACAACCAGCGACUGCGGGAAUUCGAGGACACCAAGCGCGCCUACCGCGACAACCGGCAGGACGAAAUGGAGGCGGUGCGACGGGGCGUGGCCUCUGGGGGCAUUGGCGUAGGUGCCAGCAUGUGGCGACGUUAGUUAGACCUGUGGACGGCGCCAGGGCCGUCACAUCCGCAGCUACAGCUCCAGCAGCAGCAGCAGCCGCAUCACCAGCAGCUAGAGACUCAAUUCGCGAAUACUCAAUAUUUCAUGGACAACUGAAAAUGCUCCGAGCCCAUUGAACGGGCCUACCCUUGCGAGAUUUCAAUACGAUUACGUUAGACACGCUCGAAUAAAUAUGCUCCUAGAUUAGUGUUAGAUCUAAUGCUUACUUUACGAAUGCUUUUAUGGUAUUAUACUUACAACUUAGUGUGGAAUUAGUGUCGUAUCUUUAACUAAAAUACAUAAUUACUAAUCGAA
Messenger RNA from Drosophila rhopaloa, 1248 nucleotides. RefSeq names its product protein big brother (gene Bgb). The transcript has a single exon. Lineage: Eukaryota; Metazoa; Arthropoda; Insecta; Diptera; Drosophilidae. Gene Ontology annotation, biological process: regulation of transcription by RNA polymerase II. The coding region runs from base 286 to 927 and encodes 213 amino acids. Gene Ontology annotation, molecular function: transcription coactivator activity; sequence-specific DNA binding. The record is from RefSeq and is a predicted model, not a curated record. Gene Ontology annotation, cellular component: core-binding factor complex; nucleus.